UAUCCAUCUCAAGAUGGAAGAAGAAGUACUUGAUAAAUCGACAUCUUUGUGCAAUACUCCAAAGGAUUCUGGAACAGCAGCUCCACAGGGGACUAGUUCAGGGAAACAGCCAAUGAGUGCAGCUCUGAGGGAGCGAUUAAGGAAAACAAGACGUUCAUUUAAUGCUAAUUUUACAGUGGCAAAGCGGAUCAAAAUUGACUCUGAAGAAAAAGACUGUGCUAAUGCUGACAAAGGGUGCCUGCCAAAGACAAGUACAGAUUGUUCCAGAUUACAAGAUGCUUCUGAAAACCUGGAAAGAAAUGGCACUGGACAUACGUGUUUCAAAAGUCCCUUACAAGAAAAUGAUCUCUGUGGAUCAGCAGAGAAUUCUCCUGUGCUACAGGCUGGUCUUAGUCAGCAACAGUCCCUGGAAGAAAAAGUAAGGCUGGUGAAACAAGUGCAAGAGAAGGAAGAACUACUUCGAAGGCUCAAACUGGUUAAGAGGUACCGAUCUAAGAACAACCUGUCUGAACUGCAGGCUUUGAUAGUGAAAUGGAGAAGCAGUACCCAGCUGAUGCUAUAUGAACUACAGUCAGCCUUUUCUGCAGAUGGCAAGAAAGUGAGUCUCACUCAGCUGAUGGAUACUUUUGGAUUAGAAGACCAGUUACUGCACUUCAGCAGAACAGAAGAAGAUUUUGUAGAUGUCUAAAUCUACAGGUGCAAAGCUUUCAAUUGCACACACGCAAAAGCAGGAAAGACUGAAUGAAUUCUGA
Messenger RNA from Tauraco erythrolophus (red-crested turaco), 752 nucleotides. RefSeq names its product SWI5 dependent homologous recombination repair protein 1 (gene SFR1). Lineage: Eukaryota; Metazoa; Chordata; Aves; Musophagiformes; Musophagidae. Gene Ontology annotation, cellular component: Swi5-Sfr1 complex. The record is from RefSeq and is a predicted model, not a curated record. Gene Ontology annotation, biological process: positive regulation of DNA-templated transcription; double-strand break repair via homologous recombination.